AUGGACGCCUACGAUAGGAAGAGCGCGAGCGGAGACGCCACCCGCGACAAGGGAAUCACUCUCGCCAGGGCAAAUUUCGCCACGCUCAUCGACAUCCCGCCACGGCAUCGGCCCAAACAGCAAGCGGCCGCGCGGAGGGCCACCGAAUUGGACUUUCAGUUCGACAACAUAAGGUCUAUUCUGCGUUGCUCGAACUCCACGCCGAUCAGCCGCCUGCACGGUGGACUGUACGUCUGUGGCUACUGUCCGGACGGCUUCCCGACGCCUGGCAAAUUGAAACAGCACACACUGGAAGCGCACGGCUCGGACAAGCCCGAGUGUCUCAGAACGCCGUCCCUCUCCAAGUACAUCGUACUCCUGGACGUGACGGCGCUGGCCUGCCGCCUAUGCGAUGACGUCAUACGCAGCCUUCCCGACCUGAUGCGCCACCUGGAGAGCGCCCACGCGCAGCCGAUACACACGGACGUGAAGAGCCAUUUGGUGCUCCUCGACCUCCCGGAGCGGACGAUGCGGUGCCCGCAGUGCGGCGAGCGCUUCGCAGACUUCGAGGCCCUGGUAGGGCACGCGAGCUCGCACAAUAGGAAUUAUCCUUGCGAGCUGUGUGUAGACAGAUGGUUCGUGAACAAGCACCUCAUGAUGGAGCACAAGAGGGCCGUGCACUUCUUCAAGCCGAGGAUAGCGUACAUCGAGAUCACCGCGGAGCCGAUCAAGCGGGCCAGUUCAGAGGGCGAGCGGCCGCGCCGGGUGCAGAUACUGCUGCGCAAGAAGAACGAACUCGACCUGCACAUGAGCAACCUGAAAGUGAUACUGGACAAUUCGAACGCGACCACGAUCCGGUGCCGCGGCGGCGUCGGCUACGCGUGCUGUUUCUGCGACGAGCAAUACCCCGACCCGGCGGACCUCAAGCGACACACGACCACCCACCGCGACGUCUUCGAGUCCAGCUUCAUGAAGAGCCAGGCGAUGCCGACGCUCCUAAUCAAGCUGGACAUCACCGGCCUCCGCUGCAGCAACUGCGGCGAGCAGCUGCCCGAGCUGGAGGACCUGCUCGCCCAUCUGGAGAGCGAGCACGGCGUCCAACACCACCGCGGCAUCGACAGCCACAUAGUCCCGUUCCGCUUCGACGGCGACGCGCUGCACUGCGUCGUCUGCAAGCGCGCCUUCAGCAACUUCAAGGUGCUGCUCGAGCACAUGAACACGCACUACAGGAACCACGUGUGCGGCGUGUGCGGCGCGGGCUUCGUCAACCGGCGCAUCGCGCAGAUGCACGGCUACCGGCACCCGACGGGCGUGCACCGCUGCUCGUACUGCGCGAAGGUGUUCGACAACCGCGUGAAGCUUCGCGCCCACGAGAGGGCGGUGCACGUGUGCUUGAACAAGCGCAGCCGCUGCGGCCACUGCGGCGAGCGCUUCUCCGACUACACGAAGAAGCGCGAGCACGAGGUGAGCCGCCACGGCGCCAAGCCGCUGGUGCUCGCCUGCUGCGCGUGCGAGCGGACCUUCGACAACCAGCGCACGCUGUCGCACCACGUGAAGACAUACCACCUGAUGGGACGC
Molecule: messenger RNA, 1557 nt
Organism: Iphiclides podalirius (scarce swallowtail)
Lineage: Eukaryota; Metazoa; Arthropoda; Insecta; Lepidoptera; Papilionidae
Source: the annotation of a GenBank genome assembly